Molecule: messenger RNA, 949 nt
Organism: Andrographis paniculata
Lineage: Eukaryota; Viridiplantae; Streptophyta; Magnoliopsida; Lamiales; Acanthaceae
Exons: 3
Coding region: 129-809 (226 amino acids)
Cellular component (GO): plasma membrane
Source: RefSeq, a predicted model, not a curated record
GAAACCACAUGCGGUCCCACCGCGUCAUGGAGUCCAAUCCCAUAGCUACCUUUGUACUUUCAGAGCACUCCAACUUCCUAUAAAAUGCAGAGAUUAUUGAAGUUGAUCCGAUUUGUCCAUUGAGCUCAAUGGCGGCAGCGAGACGCUCCGAUACGACGUCGCUUCGUCAGCCGCUGGUUGCCGUACCGGAAUCGGAGUCUCCUCAUUCCCAACCACCGCAGUACGUCGUCGUUCUACCGCCCAACCUACCGCCGUACCGCCACCGCCUCCUCCGAGGAUCGUGUCUGCGGUGCGGAAUCUGCUCGGCUGUUGUCGUUGUCUUACUCUUGGUUGGUGUUUACCUGCUCUGGCCGUCUGAUCCUGAGCUCCAAAUUGUUCGCGUCGGUCUCGAUCGCAUCCACUUCCACACGCGCCCCCAAAUUUCACUCGACAUAACCCUAGACCUGACUGUCAGGGUUCGGAAUAAAGAUUUUUACUCACUUGACUACGAGUCAUUGCUCGUCGCGAUCGAGUACAGAGAUAGGAGGUUGGGAAAUAUGUCUUCGGAUGGUGGGUAUAUCAAGCCGCGUGGUUCGUCGUACGUUAACGCUACACUUGAGGUGGACGGCGUGGAGAUGCUGCAUGAUGUCAUUUUGUUCCUCGAUGAUUUGGCUAAAGGCUCGAUUUCUUUUGAUACAGUGUCAGAGAUCAGUGGAAAGCUUAGUCUUCUCUUCAUUGCCCUGCCUAUUAAGACAAAAAUAUCUUGCGAAGUUAUUGUAGAUACACAUAAUCAAACGAUUGCUCAUCAGAAUUGCUACCCAGAGGUUUGACAAAUGAGAUAAAGAGGGCACUUAUUUGUAGGACCAGGGCAAUCCAAAUAACACGCAGUAACGAUGUAUAUAUUUCAAGAGAUUACCCCUAGGCACCUUUAUCUAAUUAUAUAGCUAGGACUAGGAUAUGAAAAUAUGUG